Messenger RNA from Gryllus bimaculatus (two-spotted cricket), 1134 nucleotides. Lineage: Eukaryota; Metazoa; Arthropoda; Insecta; Orthoptera; Gryllidae. The record is from the annotation of a GenBank genome assembly.
CGCCGGCUGAGCGGAGCGCGCGCCCUGUGCCCGCAGGAUGAGGUGGUGGACCGGUGCGCCGAGGCGCCCGACCCGCCCGAAGCGCCGGCCCAGCAGCUGCCCGAGGGCGACUUCAUCGACGGCCUGCUCGGCCUGCUCGAGGAGGACGCGCUGGCGUCGCGGCUGGCCGAGCUGGAGGACGAGCAGCUGUACGAGGACGCCGACUUCCCGGCCGACGCGUCCUCGCUCAGCUACAGCGACCCCAACGACGAGGCCCUCGCCGACAUCGUGUGGAUGCGCCCGCACGAGCUGGUGGACGAGCCGGCGCUGUUCGUGGACGGCGUGAGCCGCGGGGACGUCAAGCAGGGCGACCUGGGCGACUGCUGGUUCCUCUCCGCCUGCGCCUCCGUCGCUCGCCGCCCGGACCUCAUCGAGCGGGUGGUGUCGCCGGGGCAGCCGCUGUACGGGCCGGGCUACCAAGGCGUGGUGGCGGUGCGGCUGUGGCGCUUCGGCGCCUGGGUCUCCGUGCACGUGGACGACCGCCUGCCCACGCGCGACGGCCGCCUGCUCUACGCCAGCUGCGCCGACCCGCGCGAGUUCUGGGUCGCCUUCAUCGAGAAGGCGUACGCCAAGCUGCACGGGAGCUACGAGGCGCUGGCGGGCGGGCACUCGCUGGAGGCCUUCGUCGACCUCACGGGCGGGCUGGCCGAGAAGCUCAGCCUCAAGGAGCUGCCCUUCCGACAACUGCGCAUCGCCUUCGAGCACGGCGCCUUCGUCACCUGCGCGCGCAGGGGCGACUGGCAGCUGGCGACGCAGCGCGACGAGGCGACGGGGCUGGUGCAGGGCCACGCCUACACCGUGACGGACGUGCGCCGCCUGGAGCCCCGGGAGCCCGACGGCGCCGUGCGCCUGCUGCGCCUGGCUUUUCGCAAGCAUGGCAGAAUGUAUGGUAUUCGCCAGUUCAUUGAAAUUUUCAUUCAUAGUAAUUCUUUCAAGUUUACUGUUGUGAAACUGGAGACAGACAUACUACAAAAACAAUCUGUAAAGACUUCCAAUCAAGAGAGAACUAUAAAGGCAUAUUUUGCUGCCAGUAAAAUGACACCAUUUUAUCAAAGGUCUCCAGGAGUCGCUACUGCUUUGACAUUUAUAAAUGAA